GGACCAAGUCGUCUUUGCUGUCCGCCAGGAAUACGUGCUUCUUGGGGAUCACCUGGUGGUCCUCAACCCAGGGGACGAGGUUGCUGUUAUCCCCCCCAUUAGUGGAGGUUAGCUCUGGAAAGACGGAGUCAGAAGUCAUGAGCGUAAGUGAGGAUGAGCCCAAGGACUUGAUAAAAUUGAAGCAUGAGAAGCUCUCGGCAGACGAAAUAUCGGCACUGGUGGUUUCCCCCUGCUGUGGAGCUGUGUCUUUAUUUAUAGGCACUACCAGGAAUAACUUUGAGGGGAGAAAGGUCGUACAAUUAGAAUAUGAAGCAUAUGAACCGAUGGCAGAGGCGGAAAUCAAGAAAAUAUGCACAGAUAUUAGAUUAAAAUGGCCUUCGGUGAAACAUAUAGCGAUACACCAUAGACUUGGUUCGGUUCCCAUUAGUGAAGCGAGUGUGAUGGUCGCAAUCUCUUCGCCUCACAGAGUGGAGUCUCUUGAGGCUGUGCAAUAUGGCAUCAAUGCUUUGAAAGCAACCGUCCCUAUAUGGAAAAAGGAGGUCUAUGAAGAGGAAUCUUCUUGGAAAGAAAACAAGGAGUGCUUUUGGGCCAAGACAUUGAAAUAAAACUCUGCCAACAAGA
Molecule: messenger RNA, 621 nt
Organism: Lacerta agilis (Sand lizard)
Lineage: Eukaryota; Metazoa; Chordata; Lepidosauria; Squamata; Lacertidae
Product: molybdopterin synthase catalytic subunit-like
Exons: 5
Coding region: 138-605 (155 amino acids)
Biological process (GO): Mo-molybdopterin cofactor biosynthetic process
Cellular component (GO): cytosol
Molecular function (GO): molybdopterin synthase activity
Source: RefSeq, a predicted model, not a curated record